Messenger RNA from Seminavis robusta, 1588 nucleotides. The record is from the annotation of a GenBank genome assembly. NCBI's taxonomy places the organism in Eukaryota, Bacillariophyta, Bacillariophyceae, Naviculales, Naviculaceae.
GCAAGCCUUCAACUCAACCGUGUUCUUCGUGAUCGUUGAUGUUGCUUGUUUCUUUGUUUGCUAUUAAAAGGGGGGAUUAGAGUAGUCUAGGGAAAUUAUCUACGGAAGCCAGCCGGGGCCAGGCUUUGUUUGCUUGGAGGACUUCCACUCACUUGUCUGUGCCAACAAGGUGUUCGGUUGGAUGGUUUUGUACCGGUGAUCGUUGGAUAGCCGGAUCAGGAUCCUACCCUACCUCUCAUUUUGAUCCCCUGGCUGCUGAACCUUCUAAUUCCUCAGAGGCACGGAGGCUGCCAAGGAAGCACGGAAUCGAAUCCAAAAACCUGCCAUGGCUCCUUUUUCUGGCAACAGCGGACGUUCCUCUUCUUUGGAAACAGAAGAAGAACAACCAUCCAGCAAGAAGCAAAUAACGAAUGCUGAGGAUCAAGAUCUUCUUUGGAGCCAAGCGAAUGUGACGGCCGUGGCAGAGUUAUGGGAGUUGUCCGAGGACGAAGUGGAUUCGUUGAAGAAACUCCAAGCCCUGUUGCAGGAUAUUGACCAUUGGAAGAAUGACCCUUAUGAAGUGGUCCGAUACCUACGAGAAUAUGGCAACGUCAAAAAGGCCGAGACCAUGUUUCGCAAAAUGGUCCAUUGGCGCGUGGAGAAUGACGUCGAUAGCUUUUUGGACACGUACACUCCGCCAAUUCUAUUUCGAUACCUACCAGUCUUUCUCUGUCAAGGUCUCGAUCGAGAUGGUAGACCCAUUUACGUCGAACGAUUUGGAGUGGGAGAUCAAUAUGGCCUGGUGCUGGCAUACGGAGGGAUCGAGCCAAUGGCACAAUACACGCAGUUUGUCAGAGAACUAACGACCACACGACGACGAACGCCCACAGGAAGGUUUUGUUGGCAGAGAGAUUACUACGAGCCCUUGAUGGGUGGAAAAAAGAGACUCACGCAAUUCACGGCCAUUAUGGAUAUGCAAGAUCUGAACCACAGAAAUCUCCGUGGGGGGCUCUUGGGGUUGCUCCAGAGAAUGGCACGCAUCAGCCAGGAUUGUUAUGCGGGAGUGGCGAAACGAGUCAUUAUAUUGCGUGCACCUGCCAUCUUUGAAUGGGGGUGGAACUCGGUGGUGAAACAUUUCUUUGAUGAACAUAUACGGAAAAUGAUUACAUUCACCAGUGCAGAAGAUUACCUCCAAGUGAUGGACAAGUACAUUGAUCUGGAGGUCUUACCAGACUGCUUGGCUCCAGGCAUUGGCAAAGGCAAGGCCAUGCCGGGAUUUUUUGAAACUGUUCGUUUGGAAGGAGGAUUGAUUCCCACCGAGAAGGAAGCCAACAAGGUGCACGACACCACCAGAGACCACUUGGAACCACUCCAGGAGAUUUUCAUUCCCGGACGCCCACAACAUCCAAGGAACAAUCAUCAUACCACCGCCAGCAGCUCGUCUUCUAGAGUAAGAGUUGGUUCCCUGCUCAAGGGCACGUGGGAAGUUUCUUCGACUGCAACAGAUGACACUGAUGCCACAGAUGCCUCCAUUCGAUCUACCAGUACGGAAGUUACAGUGUACUCCGGUUACUAAUAUGCAUAGAUAUUUCGUAGUUAUGGAUAUUCA